Orussus abietinus is the source of this 3277-nucleotide messenger RNA. Its product is annotated as protein NRDE2 homolog. The record is from RefSeq and is a predicted model, not a curated record. The transcript is spliced from 10 exons. Gene Ontology annotation, molecular function: protein binding. Lineage: Eukaryota; Metazoa; Arthropoda; Insecta; Hymenoptera; Orussidae. Gene Ontology annotation, biological process: negative regulation of RNA catabolic process; regulatory ncRNA-mediated post-transcriptional gene silencing. Bases 310 to 3246 code for a protein of 978 amino acids. Gene Ontology annotation, cellular component: catalytic step 2 spliceosome.
UAAUAGCUGAUAAAUGGUUGUCUUUCCACGGUUGAUGCUAAAACAUUUUUAAAGUCAAAAGCAGUAUAUCUCGUUCCAAUCAUUUUAGAAAUAAACAAUUCUGUGAUGGAUGCGACAGAUGACAUUCUAACCUCUAAUUGCAAGUGGCGCUGUUUAUAAGAGAGGUUACGUUUUCCUUCCGCUGUCCGCUAUCACAUGCGUAUGUACUUCGUAAAUGGCAGAUACACGGAUCCACACGAUUAAAAUUAUAAUAAAAUGAUAGUUUGAUACAAUGACGUGAUUGCAACGAUUUAUAAAUAUUUAGAAAAUAUGUCAUUAUUCCCUGCAUACUCUGAAAAUGACGGCACUCCACAAUUGUCUGGCAGCAUCCCACAGAAACCUGAAGAUAAAACAAAUUGGUUGUCAAAUUCAAGCUUUGGAGCAGAUGUCACACUUAAGAAAUCAACGAUUACAAUAUCGGAUUCUUCGUCCGAUGAGUAUCUGGAUGCUGAUGAAUCUCAAGCGCAAGAAAGUUACAUCGCUGAAACACUACCUCCAUUGGUAGUUCACAGCGAGGAUAAAGUUAUUGAUAGUGCAAAACAUGUCAAAAGACAUAAAAAAGAGUCAAAAAAAUAUAGAAGUUCAAAAUCAAAAUGCAAGACUCCGCUCGAUGUGAAAAAUGUAUUUUUUGAAGAUAGGCACAGAGAUAGAGGCAACUGUACCGUCGAUACUCUUUGUUCACGUGUUCGCCCAUUAUAUAAUGUCGAAAAAAGACAUUCAGCAUGCAUUUCAAGGAAGCAUUUUUUAAAAGAUUCUUUCCAAAGAUACCAUGUUAAAAAUCUUGAUGCAGAGAGAUUAAAAAAAAAAGAUACAGUCAUUAAGAGAGAAUCUCGAAAAGCAGAUACUGAUAAUAAAGAAGAACUGCCAAGUUUUUGUGUCAAUUUAGAAGAGGAGUAUAAGAAAAGGACACAAGAAUUCAAUGAAAAACUAACACAGAAUCCUAAUGAUAUUACACUAUGGCAACAAUAUGUAGACUUUCAGGAUCUCUUUGCUAAGUUCCAAAACCAUUUAGUGACAAGGGAUAAUUAUGUGACAUCUUGUCAGAGAAAGUUAUCCAUCGUUGAAACAGCUUUAAAAAAGAAUCCAGAAUCUACAGAGUUAUUUAAACUGAAAUUAUACUUAAUUGGAGAAACAUUACCAGCUGAUCAAUUUUCCAUGGAGCUAGAAAAAUUAUUAAACAAGGAUUCCCAAAAUAUGAUUCUUUGGCAGACUUUAAUUAUGACAAUGCAAGCGUCUGUUGCCAUUUGCACUGUACCUAAAGUUUUAAGUUAUUUUUCAAAAUAUUUUUGCACACUUCGACAAAGGGCAAAAGUUACUUCUGAAUUAGAUGGUCGUAUUUUAGAUAUGAUGUAUCGAUGCUUAAUUUUUCUUAGACAGACUGGCCUUUGGGAGCAAAUGUGGGAAAUCCUACGGUUAAAUUUAUGUUUAAAUCUUAAUUUAGAUAAAGAAGGUUUACGUUUCCAAGGAUCAAUUGAUGAAAGAAAAUUAAUUGGAAUGGAAGAAGUGAUAUUAACAUCGAGAUUACCAUUAAAUCAAUUGUGGUUAAGGGUAGAAUCGCUUAGAGAGAGUUGUCAUUGGAUAAGUGUAAGCAGUGAAGAGCUCGAACUAGUAGGUGAUUCUCGAAGAUUUGUUUUACCAGAAGAUGUGGCGGACUAUGUUCAUCCGAUGAUAUCACGCAAUUCGAAUUUCAGAAUGGCAAUAUAUGCUCUCCUCUGUUUAAAAGUUCCACUUUUACCAUCUCGUCAUAUGAUGUUCAAGGAUUUAGGUUUAGCUGAACUGAAUUGGAGUGCUGAUUCUUCGGAAGUGUUACUGCCAUUAACAUAUCCUGAAAUUGGAGAGAUGGCUGGCUAUAAGCAAAGAAAGGCUUUAUUGGAAGGAGUAUUCGAGGGUGGAUUGACAUCGGGUCCACAAUACCUGAGGUUUCAUCCAGCCCAAGAGCCCUUUCUGGAUUUUCUAAGAAAUACAUUUCGGUCUGUAGCGGAAGGUUUGCCUAAUAUCCAACGUACAAGUAUCUAUGUUUGGUGGUUGAGAUUUGAAAGAUUGCUGGUGCAUCUUAACAAAGAUGAUCCUCUUAAAAGCGACAGCAGAGACAAGAAGCUCAAGACCAUCUUGAAGGAUUUCUUAAAAAAAGAAGAGAACAGAAAUAAUUUACACUUCUAUCGAGAGUAUGCCUUGAUAGAACGAGAAAUGGGCCGUUUUGAUCAGUGCAUAAAUAUACUAAAAACUGCCAUUCAAUUACAAAAUGAUAAUCCAGGGUCAGUUUCAAAUUAUGAAGAAAGAGCGGCUCUUUUCAGUAUUUACAGGACCCUUAUUGAAACUUUACUGAAUACUGAAACAUAUCAAGAAUCACAUAAGGAUCGUGCACUUGAAAUUUUUUGUCAAAUGAUUCCACAACCAAACAAGUCUUCUUUAGCAGAAGUUGAAGAAUAUUUGUUUGAUAACGUGCAACAAUUUUUGCAGACACCUAUACCUCAAUUUAUAGAAGAGACGUAUUUCUUACCAAACUUGGAAUGUGACUUGAUUAUGUGUUAUAUUUACUUUCUAUAUGUGAAUCAACGUAAUAUUUAUGACAUUUUAACAAUUUUUAAGAAUUGUCUUGAACACAGUAAUGAAUGUUUGCAUCUUCAGGAAAGAUUAUACGAAGGUGAAAUAGCACUCUUGCAGUUAUAUUGUGAACAAAAUCUAAGGUGUCGAUCUAUAUACAGAACGGUUAUAAAUUGUGCUUUAAAUGCUUAUCCAGAUAAUUUCUACAUACUAUCGGCAUUUGCUGAAAUGGAGAGUAGUUUGCCGUUAUGGAAGAUAAACAGAACAAGCAACAAUAAACGACUAUGGAAGUCAAUAGUGACAUGUCUAGCGGGACGUGUUCAGAUUAAUAAUCUACGGAAUACAGGACAUUUGAUGAAAUUGAAUCCAGCAUUCAACAAGUUGUUAUCUAUUCAUCAAAGAUUAGCAAAGGCACGUGAAACGCAACAUUGUCCACUAUUAUGGAGGCUGUACAUGUUACUACUCAGAGAACAUAAUUUAUGUGAGAAAAAAGGAGAAGAGGUAUAUCAUGAAAGUAUUGCAAAUUGUCCAUGGGCAAGAGGCAUCUAUACAGAUGCAGCUGAGGUCGCACCUCAACUCCUUACCCAAAUCCAAGAUAUUAUUCGGGAAAAAGAACUGAGGAUGCAUGUGACUCCAGAAGAAUUGGAUAUUUUAAGAGGGUAAUAUUUUCAUAAGAGGGAAAUAUUCAUUUCAG